Messenger RNA from Equus quagga, 2529 nucleotides. RefSeq names its product beta-1,4-galactosyltransferase 3 (gene B4GALT3). The transcript is spliced from 8 exons. The record is from RefSeq and is a predicted model, not a curated record. The coding region runs from base 812 to 2020 and encodes 402 amino acids. Gene Ontology annotation, molecular function: glycosyltransferase activity. NCBI's taxonomy places the organism in Eukaryota, Metazoa, Chordata, Mammalia, Perissodactyla, Equidae. Gene Ontology annotation, biological process: carbohydrate metabolic process; galactosylceramide biosynthetic process.
UUGGUGGGGUGAGGGGCCGGGAGAAAGGUUCGGGCGAUUGGGAGGAUGAGAAGUUUUGGGUAAAGGUUGAAGACAAGCCUGAGCAGGCAGGGGAUCCCAGGUGGAAGUCUGGACAGAGGCCGGGUGGGCUCACGUUGCAAGGUAGGGCAAACGGAAGAGGAGGUUGGGGUGGAAUGGGGGUGCUCCGAAAGAACCGGGCUGUCACCCGCUGCAGAGCGCUGACCACGCCCCUCUAGGUGAGCUAGCCCAGGUACUCUCGACAGGUUCUGCCCAGCCCUCCGUUUUCCUAUUUCCCUCUAGCUGUAACCCUCCUCCCCACCCCCUCUAGGACUGGGGAAGGGUAGAAAAGGUAGAGGACGCCACCCCCACCCUACUCCCCGCCGCGCUCCAGGGCUGUUUGCGUGCAGCUCCCAGGUGGUCACGCUCCCUGCACCUGCGGAGCUAGCUCUCAAGCACGAGAAGAACGGAAAGGAGCCUGUUUCCUACUCCGCCCUGGGUUCUCUUGAGGCCACUCCACAGUCCUGUCAUGACUCCCUCACCCCCUGGCAGACAUAAUGUCUCCACUAGCUGCCCUGUCCCCAGUCCCCAAACAGCUGGUCCCAGGAUCGCUGUUGCAGCGCUGGAUGGAUCCUUUCUCUGUCUUCUGUGAUGUUUCCACUUUUAGAUAAUGCCUCACAUCUCUGUCCCCCCGGGACCUCCUGAAGCCCCCAUGAUCCAGAACAAGACAGCUUGAACCCAGGUGAGUCUCUCUCUCCCUCUAGAACUGGAAGGGAAGUUCUCCAGAGACUCCUGAAAUGGACAUGGGACCUGAAUGAUACCUCCCCCCAGGAUGUUGCGGAGGCUGUUGGAGAGGCCCUGUACACUGGCCCUGCUUGUGGGCUCCCAGCUGGCCGUCAUGAUGUACCUGUCACUGGGGGGCUUCCGAAGCCUCAGUGCCCUAUUUGGCCGAGAGCAGGGGCCGACAUUUGACUAUUCGCAUCCCCACGAUGUCUACAGUAACCUCAGUCACCUGCCUGGUGCCCCUGUUGCCCCAGGGGGCCCUCUAGCUCCUCAAGGUCUACCCUACUGUCCAGAACGAUCUCCUCUCUUAGUGGGUCCUGUGUCCGUGUCCUUUACUCCAGUGCCGUCGCUGGCAGAGAUUGUGGAGAGAAAUCCUCGAGUGGAACUGGGGGGCCGGUACCGCCCCGCAGGGUGUGAGCCCCGCUCCCGAACAGCCAUCAUUGUGCCCCACCGGGGCCGGGAGCACCACCUGCGCCUGCUGCUCUACCACCUGCACCCCUUCUUGCAGCGCCAGCAGCUUGCUUAUGGCAUCUAUGUCAUCCACCAGGCUGGAAAUGGAACAUUUAACAGGGCAAAGCUGCUGAAUGUUGGGGUGCGGGAGGCCCUGCGUGAUGAAGAGUGGGACUGCCUGUUCUUGCAUGAUGUGGACCUCCUGCCAGAGAAUGACCACAACCUCUAUGUGUGUGAUCCCCGGGGACCCCGGCAUGUUGCUGUUGCCAUGAACAAGUUUGGAUACAGCCUCCCGUACCCCCAGUACUUUGGAGGGGUCUCAGCACUCACUCCUGACCAGUACCUGAAGAUGAAUGGCUUCCCCAAUGAAUACUGGGGUUGGGGUGGUGAAGAUGACGACAUUGCUACCAGGGUACGCCUCGCUGGGAUGAAGAUCUCUCGCCCCCCUGCAUCUGUGGGACACUAUAAGAUGGUGAAGCACCGAGGAGAUAAGGGCAACGAGGAAAAUCCCCACAGAUUUGACCUCCUGGUCCGUACCCAGAAUUCCUGGACGCAAGAUGGGAUGAACUCACUGACCUACCGAUUGCUGGCUCGAGAGCUUGGCCCUCUCUAUACCAACAUCACGGCAGACAUUGGUACUGACCCUCGGGGUCCCCGGACUCUCUCUGGUCCCCGUUACCCACCUGGUUCCUCCCAGGCCUUCCGUCAAGAGAUGCUGCAGCGUCGGCCCCCAGCCAGGCCUGGUCCUCUGCCUACUGCCAACCACACAGACCCCCAUGGUUCACACUGACUCCUCCUUCCUGCCAUCCUUAAUCAUGCAACUGAAUCAGAGGGGUUGUAUUCUCCCCACCCUCAGCUCCUCACUGCUCUCAGAGGGAUGUGGGGAAAUUGAACUCUAGUGCUGUGCUGGGGGCAGGGGCUUCUCCUCACUGCUGGACUGGAGCUGGGCUCCUCUAGGCCUGGGGGUCCCUCUUUCUAGGGUCACCUGCCAGGGCUUAUGACUGUGAAUCUUGAUGUCAUGAUUUUAUGUGACGACUCCUGGGAGUCCCUUGCCGCUGGGGCAAGAGCAGGGCUGGACCCCAAGUCCCUUCCUCUUCAAUGGAGAGAAGAGUGAUCUGGCUUCUCCAGGGACCUCUGUGAAUAUUUAUUCUAUUUAUGGUUCCCAGGAAGUGUGUUUGUUGAAGGAAGCCCCUCCCUGGGUACUUUCUGCCAGUGCUGGAGUAGCUCCCUCUUCUGGACCUGGCUCAGGGGGCUGGGAUUUUGAUAUAUUUUCUAAUAAAGGACUUUGUCUUGCCUCUG